This is a messenger RNA of Anopheles marshallii, 1353 nucleotides long. Its product is annotated as mitochondrial enolase superfamily member 1-like. The record is from RefSeq and is a predicted model, not a curated record. The transcript has 8 exons. Bases 1 to 1353 code for a protein of 450 amino acids. Gene Ontology annotation, biological process: carbohydrate catabolic process; amino acid catabolic process. Gene Ontology annotation, molecular function: L-fuconate dehydratase activity; magnesium ion binding. Lineage: Eukaryota; Metazoa; Arthropoda; Insecta; Diptera; Culicidae.
AUGGGGAAAGAUCGUUGUCUGCACAUCACCACUCUGCAAGCAAAGGACAUCCGUUGGCCAACCUCACUGGGAGCACACGGCUCCGAUGCGAUGCACACGGAUCCCGAUUAUUCCUGCGUUUAUGUGACGAUCGCAACAGCCGAGGGUCCUGUAGGGUAUGGCAUGACGUUUACACUUGGCCGUGGUACGGAUAUAGUGCUGCUCGCCGUCCGUGCCAUGAGGCGUCUUGUCGAGGGUCGUACGACGGCUAGUAUUUUCGAACGUUUCGGACAGUUUUGGCGUGAACUGACGAGCGAUUCGCAGCUCCGUUGGAUCGGGCCGGAGAAAGGUGUGACGCAUCUGGCGGUUGCCGCGAUCAUUAACGCGCUGUGGGACCUUUGGGGUCGUAUGCGUAACGUUCCGGUGUGGCGUCUGCUGGCAGAAAUGGAACCCGAGGAGUUGGUUUCAACGAUAGAUUUUCGAUACAUUGAAGAUGUCAUCACUCCUGAGGAGGCAGUUGCUCUGCUGCGUGAAACGAAAGCAACCCGGGGCGAACGCAUCCAGCAUCUUCUUAAAACCGGAUACCCAGCGUACACAACUCAAAUAGGAUGGCUUGGAUAUAGUGAUGAAACGAUCCGUGAGCUCUGCAGGAAGUAUCUUGCAGCGGGUUUCAAGGCUUUCAAGAUGAAAGUGGGCCAAGAUUUGCAGAACGAUAUAGAACGGUGUAAGCUGGUGCGGGAAGAAAUCGGAUGGGAUAACCAGUUUAUGAUUGAUGCUAAUCAAACUUGGAAUGUCCCAACUGCCAUCGAAUGGGUUAAAACGUUGAAAGAUUUUAAACCGCUGUGGAUCGAGGAACCAACCUCCCCGGAUGAUGUGCUGGGUCAUGCCAAAAUUGCUGCAGCAUUAAGGGAGUAUUCUAUCGGUGUAGCUACCGGAGAGAUGUGUGCCAAUCGUGUCAUGUUCAAGCAAUUCAUGCAGGCAAAUGCUUUCGAGUUUUGUCAAAUAGAUUCAGCUCGCAUCGGAGGAGUAAACGAGAUACUGGCCGUAUAUUUGAUGGCCAAAAAGCUCGAAAUGAAAGUAUGCCCUCAUGCUGGUGGUGUCGGACUGUGCGAAAUGGUACAACAUUUGCAAAUGUGGGAUUACUGUUCUGUUUCGUGUACGAUGGAAGAACGUAUGGUGGAGUUUGUCGAUCAGCAACACGACCAAUUUGUAUACCCGGCAAAGAUAAAUGAAAACGCAUGCUACGUAGCUCCAAGCAUGCCGGGGUACUCUACAGAGCUGAAGGAAGAAGCCAUUGCGCAGUUUGAAUAUCCUCACGGAACAGAGUGGAAACGCAUGUUUGGUGAAGGAAUUUUUACUCAAGAAAAUUACUGA